Helicoverpa armigera (cotton bollworm) is the source of this 5335-nucleotide messenger RNA. RefSeq lists its product as uncharacterized. Gene Ontology annotation, molecular function: aspartic-type endopeptidase activity; nucleic acid binding. The transcript is spliced from 2 exons. NCBI's taxonomy places the organism in Eukaryota, Metazoa, Arthropoda, Insecta, Lepidoptera, Noctuidae. Gene Ontology annotation, biological process: proteolysis; DNA integration. The record is from RefSeq and is a predicted model, not a curated record. The coding region runs from base 317 to 4870 and encodes 1517 amino acids.
GUUUAGUUAGAUUCGUCAACUCCAUUCACUCCAGUGAUUAUACUAGUUCCUUGUUCCUAUGUUUACAGUCCACUCUUGUAAUUCAUUCCUUGGUACAUUUUGACAGUACGAAUAUAUUUUUUCCGUGUGCAAGACGUUGUUUUAUUUUCAAGAAAUUGAUCAAGCAAAGUUUUAAGGAACCAAGCAAGUAAUCCUACAUAUUUGUGGUCCUUCGAGCCGGAUUCGAUAAUCGCCGCUUAUCAGUGAGAAAAAUUCAACGUCUUUUCAAAUAUUCGUACUCACUUUCUCAAAUCUUUCACACGCCAUUUUGGACGUCAUGGACAAUAUCAUAAAAUAUCAGAAGAAUCUCAUUGAGAAUUUAGGAAAAGCAGAGAGAAAUUACAAAAAAACACCGAAAGAAAGGAUAAAAAGGACAUAUUUAGAAACAAGGUUAGAAAAUUUAGAAGAACUUUGGAAAGAAUUUAAAGAUGGUCACAAAGCCAUACUUACAAAAGCCACGCCGAAAGAUCGAGAAGAUUCAUAUUUCACUGAAGAUAUGUGCGAACAGUUCGAGGAAUCUUACGUUUCCUAUAAAACGUCACUGAAAGAAGCCUUACAACAGUAUAUUACGUCGAGCUCAUCGGAAACGACGGGAACAUCGAAGUCAACAAUAAUUUCAAAUGAAAGUGAAGCCAAAUUACCUCGAGUUCAGUUGCCCACCUUCAGCGGAAGAUAUGUGGAAUGGCAGUCGUUCUGCGAUAUGUUUACGUCACUAGUGCACAAUAACAAAAAGUUGUCGGCCGUUCAAAAAUUACAUUAUCUGAAAGGGAACCUGUCAGUUAUUAAAUGUCGCAAUUCAAUGAGCUGCAAACGAUGUGGCAGAAGGCACCACUCAUUACUGCAUUUCGAUCGAGAGGAGAGUGGUGUACCAAAUAGCGUGAGCGUUUUAGCGCAGAGCGAGUCAACCAGUCCUGUAAGUACAUCUAUUUCUACAAACUUUUCGAGUGAAACUCUAGAACCAAGUCAAGUUUUGUUAGCUACUGUGUCAAUUUGGGCAUAUAACGAGCACGGGUACAAGCAACCAUUGAGAGGAUUAUUAGAUCAGGGAUCGCAAGCAUCGUUUAUCAGUGAAUCGGUGGUUCAGUUACUUGGACUUCCCCGUAAGCGUAUUAGUGGUACAAUUACGGGCAUUGGGGGUAGUGACCACAUUAGUGUCAAGUAUAUGGUUUCUCUUCAAGUGGCUUCACGUCACAACCCUGGGGCUUCAAUCCAAGUAAAUGCAUACGUUUUGCGAUCGGUUACGUCAUUACUUCCUUCAACCGAGCUACAGGCUCCUGAUUGGCUACAUUUAGAGAAAAUACCACUAGCUGAUCCAGGUUAUGCUACACCAAGUAAAAUUGAUAUUCUUCUAGGGGCAGAGGUAUACAGUGAGAUUUUAUUAGAUGGCAUCAUUCGUCACAAUAAAAUAUUGGCCCAAAACACUACCUUGGGUUGGGUAUUGUCAGGGAAAGUGUCAACCAAUCCUCCUUCUACUCACCAUGGAAUAAUAACCAUGCAUUUGCACUUAGGUGGCGAUGAGCUGCUAAGGAAAUUCUGGGAAAUGGAAAAUGAGCCCAACUUAAUUCAUAAAAGGAUGACGGAUGUGGAACAAAGAUGUGAAGAAUAUUAUAACAAGACAACAACAAGAGAUGAGGAGGGGAGUUUUAUAGUCAAACUGCCUUUUGAUAAAGAAGAUCCAGAGUGUCAAUAUGGAAAUUCAGUAGUAAUAGCCAAAAGAAGAUAUGAAUUUUUAGAGAAGAAGCUACAAAAGGAUCCCAAAUUAAAGGAAGAGUACAACAAGGUUCUACAAGAAUAUAUUACAAUGAAUCACAUGAUACAAAUAAAAGAAGAAGAGGUAGAUAAUCCCAAAGCAGUUUAUCUUCCACACCAUGCCGUAGUUAAAGAAGACAAGGACACCACAAAGGUACGAGUAGUUUUUGACGCUUCCUGUAAAGGACUGAACAACAUUUCACUUAAUGACAAUCUCAUGGUGGGUCCUAAGUUACAACAAGAUUUAAGACAUAUUGUAAUGCGCUGGAGAAGCCACAGGAUCUGCAUAGUAGCAGAUUUAGUCAAGAUGUUCCGAAUGGUGAAAGUCAGUUCAGAAGACACGGACUUCCAAAGGAUUUUAUGGAGACCUCAAUCAGAUCAGCCAUUACAACAUUUCAGAUUACUACGAGUAACCUUCGGUACGGCUUGUGCUCCAUAUUUAGCAGUAAAAACUCUUCAGAGGUUAGCUGAUGAAGAACAAGCCAGAUAUCCUACAGCAUCUAGUAUUACUAAAAAGGAUUAUUACAUGGACGAUCUCCUGACCGGCUGUGAGACGCUACAAGAGGCUAAACACAUAUAUAAUGAAAUGAACAAGUUAAUGAACAGUGGUGGCUUCGAACUACAGAAAUUCAGCAGCAAUAACCAAGACUUGUUAACAUAUAUUGGUGAAGACAAUAACAGCGAUAAUGAUUCAUUAAAAUUAAAAUCAACUCCUAUCAUGAAGAUACUAGGAUUGAAAUGGCACAGGAAUUUAGAUUGUUUUCAGUAUUCAGUUGAUUUACCAGAAGUGAAGCAGCCUAUUACUAAACGGCAAGUAUUAUCAGAGGUGGCCAGAUUGUAUGACCCAUUGGGAUGGAUCGCUCCUGUGAUAAUUACAGCAAAAAUAUUUAUCCAAAAGGUAUGGAAGUCAAAGCUUGAUUGGGAUGACACACUGACACCAGAUUUAGUGAAUGAAUGGUUACAAUUUAGAACGAGUUUGAUACAUUUACAGCAAAUAAACAUACCACGAUGGUACUGUUUCAGUCCAGGACAAAGAAUUGAGUUACAUGCAUUUGCAGAUGCUUCAAAAGUAGCGUAUGGUGCUGCUGUAUACAUUCGUAUUAUAAAAAAUGAUAACGAAAUUUGUGUGAGUUUAGUCUCAGCAAAGAGUAAGGUUGCUCCUAUUGAGAAAGAAAUAUCAAUUCCUAGAUUGGAACUAUGCGGAGCAGUUCUAGCAGCAAAGUUGCUAUUUGAAGUUGCACAAAUAAUGAACAUUCCAAAGGAGAACUUAUAUGCCUGGUCUGACUCGACAAUAGUCUUAGCAUGGCUGAGAGGAGGCUCUAGUCGUUGGACUACUUUUGUGAGUAAUCGCGUUUCAGAAAUUCUUAACAUUUUAGAUUCAACGCAAUGGAGGCAUGUUACUACUGAUUUUAAUCCAGCUGACUGUGUAUCAAGAGGCCUAGCUGCACAAGAUUUAUCACAACAUUUGUUAUGGUGGUCGGGACCUUCUUGGCUUUCACAAUCCAGUAUAGAGUUUGACAAUUUUGACAUAAUAGAAGACACUCAUGAAGAAGAAAGACAUUCAGCCUUGACAGCCUUACCUGUAUUUAAUAAUGAAUUCAUCUGGACUAUGUUUUCCACACUAUCAAAAACAUUAAAAGCUAUAUCUUAUUGGAGAAGAGUUUUACAGAAUUUGAGACUACCUAAGGAAAAGAGGAAAUUAUAUACAAAUGUUGUUACACCAUCAGAAUUAAAGGAGAGUUUAAUUGUAUGCAUCAAACAAGUUCAAGAAGAGUAUUUUAGUGAAGAUAUAAAGCAAUUAAAGCUAAAGAAAUUUGUGGCUAAGAGGAGUAAACUACGUACGCUUUGUCCCAUUCUUGAUGAGAAUGGGAUUCUAAGAGUCGGUGGUCGAAUUGACAAGUCACAAGUAAGGUAUGACACGAAGCAUCCUAUAGUUCUUCCAGCUAAGAGCCAUCUUACGAAGCUUAUCGUGAGUGAGGCUCAUCUUAGAACGCUUCAUGGUGGACCUCAAGCUAUGUUGUGCUAUUUGAAAACGAAAUAUUGGAUAUUGAGAGCCAAGGAGGUAGUUAAAGGUCAUUAUAGAUCGUGUGUUAAAUGUUUGAGAUAUUCUAAGUCUAAAACUGACCAAUUGAUGGGGCAGAUUCCAGAAGUCAGAUUGAAGCCAACCCGGCCUUUUAAAUCAUCUGGUUGUGAUUAUAUGGGUCCCAUAAAUCUUAAAUUUUCUACUGGAAGAGGAGCUAAAACCUAUAAAGGAUAUGUUUGUUUAUUUAUUUGUAUGAGUACUCGAGCUAUUCAUUUGGAGGUUGUAACUGAUUUGUCUUCAAAGGCUUUCAUUGCAGCGUUUAGGCGUUUCACCGCACGAAGAGGUCAUUGUCAGGAUUUGUUUAGUGAUAAUGGUACUAAUUUUGUUGGUGCAAAUAGACAGCUUCGUGAGAUGUUCGAUCGUGCUAAGUCAUCUUUGCCUCGUGAGGUAGAAUAUUUAUUGAGCUUGGAACAAACAACGUGGCAUUUCAUACCUCCACAUGCCCCUAAUUUUGGAGGUCUGUGGGAGGCUGGAGUACGUAGUGUUAAAACACAUUUAUAUAAAGUAAUAGGUGAUAGCACUCUCACUUAUGAGGAGCUAUCGACCGUUUUAACACAAGUUGAGGCUUGUCUCAACUCUCGACCGAUUACAGUAAUGAGUGAUGAUCCUAAUGAGCCCCAAGCUUUAACACCGGGACAUUUUCUUGUAGGUGAGCCAUUGAUUAAUAUUCCUGAUGAAGAUAACUCUAAUCAUAACAUUGUAGGUCUUGAUAGGUGGAGAUUAACACAAAAAAUAGUCAAUAAUUUCUGGAAACGUUGGUAUAAAGAAUAUUUAGUUAAUUUAAAUCAAAGACAUAAAUGGAACGUUAAAACAUCUGAGCCUGAAGUUGGUGAUGUAGUAAUUUUAAAGGAUGAUGGUAUUCCACCUGCUAAAUGGAUUCUUGGCAAAAUAAUUAAAAAAUAUUACGGCCCAGAUAAUAUUUCACGUGUAGUAUUAAUUAAGUGUAAGAAGGGCGAAUUGAAACGCCCCAUAAGCAAACUUUGUUUUUUACCUAAAUAAAACUAUUGUUUAGUUUUUUCUUGUAAAUUCACUUGCUAAAUGUUAUGUUAUGAAUACAGUUUAAGUUUAUUUGGGUGUUGUUGGACCCAUUAAGUCUAAUUGUUUAAUUUUCUGAUAGAUUUUAAGUUUCACCUUAUAAGUGUUAUCUUGAUAUAAUGGAAAGUAAGUUAGUGGUCAUUGUUUUAUCUGAGUAUUUCACGGUGGGCGGAUUUUGUACACAAGAUAGUAAUUGUUAUUUAGCUUUGAUACUCACGUUGAAUACUCAUGUUAAUUAAUUUAAGUUUGUGUUCUGUUUCUCGAGUUGAAAGUACUACGUCCUUUGGUGGGCGGUAUGUUUAGUUAGAUUCGUCAACUCCAUUCACUCCAGUGAUUAUACUAGUUCCUUGUUCCUAUGUUUACAGUCCACUCUUGUAAUUCAUUCCUUGGUACAUUUUGACAGUACGAAUAUAUUUUUUCCGUGUGCAA